This is a messenger RNA of Prunus armeniaca (apricot), 798 nucleotides long. The record is from the annotation of a GenBank genome assembly. NCBI's taxonomy places the organism in Eukaryota, Viridiplantae, Streptophyta, Magnoliopsida, Rosales, Rosaceae.
AUGGUUCAGGAUGAGCAGUUAAAGGUUGACAAUGCUUUUGAUUUGGAUGAGGAGUUGGAAGUGCCUGAUUGGGGGCUUGAAGGGUUGCAUGGUUUGGAGGUGGUACUAGGGAUGAUGGGGUAUGGUCAUAUGUGUACAAUUGAGCUGCUUUUUUAUGUGCCUAAUUGGAUGAUAGAUUUGUUGGUUGAGGGUUUCUUAAGUGUGGAUCAGCUUUAUAAUUCUCGGUUAGCAUUACAUGUGGUUGAUAAGCCAUGGGUAGAAGAAGAUGAAUCUGAGAUUGAUGAAGAAGAUGUAUCUGAGGUUGAUGAAGAAGAUGAAUAUGAGGUUGAUGUUGCUGUUGCAGGUUUGGACGAGGGGUUCGAGUCCGACAGGUGGUCUGUUGAGGCUAAUGUGGGGUCUGACAAAGAUUUUGAUUUGGAUGAGCAGUUGGGGGCUGACAAUGCUUUUGAGGUUGGUAGGAGGAAGCUCAUCCAUCUAAGUUGGGCCACAGCAACACUUGAAUGUUUUGAAGUCUCAUCGUCAUUCCCACACUUGCCGAGCAUGUGGAAAUCAUCAUGGGUUGAUUCGAAAGUACGGCUUGAUGUUCUGCCGGCAGUGCUUACGCAACAACACCAAGGAGAUUGGCUUUGUCAAGUAACGUUGAAGGCAGGAGACGAAAGAAGAGCUUUCAUUGAAGCCAAACAAAGAGAGCAAUGCCUCAGGGUGGAGGAGACAGCUGCAAAGUUUCGUUCUACUAGAAUUACACCAAAGAAAUUGCUACUUGGGUGCUUCAUCAGCCAGCAUUCUGCAGUUAUGUAA